This is a messenger RNA of Rhipicephalus sanguineus (brown dog tick), 612 nucleotides long. Its product is annotated as endothelin-converting enzyme homolog. The record is from RefSeq and is a predicted model, not a curated record. The transcript is spliced from 6 exons. Gene Ontology annotation, cellular component: plasma membrane. NCBI's taxonomy places the organism in Eukaryota, Metazoa, Arthropoda, Arachnida, Ixodida, Ixodidae. Bases 31 to 534 code for a protein of 167 amino acids. Gene Ontology annotation, biological process: protein processing. Gene Ontology annotation, molecular function: metalloendopeptidase activity.
GUUAUAAACCUAGCGACUCUAGGACGGACUAUGGCCCACGAGAUGACCCACGGCUUUGGCGUUAUAGGAAGGAAGUAUGACGGCAGCGGCAAACACGUGAACUGGUGGACGGACUAUGCGACGAGUAAGUUUGAGGAGAAAAGGGAGUGUUUCUUGGACCAAUACGGAAGCAUCUUCGACAACUUGACGGACAACUGGGUUGACGGGGUAAGAACUAUGGAAGAGAAUAUAGCUGACAAUGGCGGGAUGCGAGUGGCGUACCAGGCAUACUUGAGACUUACGGAAGACAAACAAGAGGUGACGCUGCCGGGUCUCCAGAACUUCACGCAAGACCAGCUAUUCUUUCUGUCGUUUGCUACAGCAUGGUGCGAAAGAGACGAUGUUCCACUCUUGCCUCCUGGAGACCGGCACGCACGUACCAGAUUCAGAGUGAAUGUGCCCCUGCAGAACAUGGAAGAAUUCGCUUCCGCCUUCCGCUGUCCACGAGGCUCCGCCAUGCGACUUUCGGACGGGGACAGAUGCAUAAUGUGGUGAUGCCCGGAAAAUACGCAUCACGCAUAUAGAAUAAGAAAAAAAAAAUGCUUUUCAUUUCACUGUCCCGGCUUGUCGUGC